CCUCCCUCGGGAAGCGAGAACGCGCGCAAACACCGGGAAAAGAGCAGCAGCAAGUCGCAGCGCCGCGGGAGCCAAAGGCGGGGGGGAAGCGGCGGAGAAGGCAGCGACUCGCCCACAACUGGCCUCCCCUCACGCCUCCUCCGAACCACGUUUCUGCGGGUCCGGCAUGGAGUCGGUACUACUGGAGCACUUCCCGGCCGGGCUGGAUUCCUUGUCUUCAGAAUCUUACUUCGACGACGAGGAAUUCUUCACCGACCAGUCGUCCCGGGACCCUCUGGAAGGCGACGAACUCCUGGAGGCCGAGGUGGGCUUCCUGGCCCCGCCGUUCCACGAGUGUUACCGCGGCGACGCGGCUGGCGGUGGCGCGGGACCCGAGGGCGCGCCCGAGGGCGCUCUGUGCUGCGAAGCGGCUCCGGGUAGCUUCUCGGUAUCCUUCUCCUCGCCGUCGUCGGCCAGUUUCGCCUACGAGUGCUGCGGACUGGCGGCCUCGCCCAGGGGCAGCCUCAAGAUUAUCCAACAGCUAGAUGAAGUGGGGAGAUCACCUUCUCCAAGUGACCCAGAUUAUGGACUUCCUCCUCUCGCUGGGCAUUCACUCUCUUGGACUGAUGAAAAACAACUCAAGGAACAAAACAUUAUUAGAACUGCUAAAGUCUGGACUCCUGAAGACCCUAGGAAGUUAAACAGCAAAUCAUCUGUAAACAACAUUGAAAAUGAGCCCCCAUUUGAUUUCAUAUCAUAACAUGAGAACAUUAUUAGACUAUCAAUGUCAAUCUUUUUGCCAUAUGCAGCUUUACUUGUGGAGUUCUUGGUGCUCUCUAAGCUUAGUUGUUUGCUUGCAGGCAUUUCAUUAUCCAACUAGGUAACAUCAUCAGUGUGAACCUAGUUGGGUGAUGAAACAACUGCAAGUGAACAGCUAAAAUCCAAGAACUCCACAGUUCAAACCUGAGCUACAUAUACAUCUUUUAUUGGAACAGUUUUACUUAAAAUACAUAUUUUCACAGGUACUUUACAAUACAAAAAAAGUAUUCUAAUGGCAAUCAACUUUUUAUUUAUCUAUUUAUUAUUUACAGCUGGGGGAAUGGAACUAUCCUUUUCUGAAUGUAUAACUUAUAUAAUUUAUCCUAAUUUUAAAAUAUGCAAUACUUUUAGAUUCAUCCACCAGCACCUUUUGGCAAAAAUUAUUUGUUAGAAAAGAAAAUGCUUCCCAGGAAAUGUGAACAUAAUUUAUUAUCACUUGUUGAAUAUGCUAAUUAUAUUAAAUAUU
Messenger RNA from Python bivittatus (Burmese python), 1264 nucleotides. NCBI's taxonomy places the organism in Eukaryota, Metazoa, Chordata, Lepidosauria, Squamata, Pythonidae. The record is from RefSeq and is a predicted model, not a curated record.